This is a messenger RNA of Miscanthus lutarioriparius, 1533 nucleotides long. The record is from the annotation of a GenBank genome assembly. NCBI's taxonomy places the organism in Eukaryota, Viridiplantae, Streptophyta, Magnoliopsida, Poales, Poaceae.
AUGGCGCCGCAGCCACCGCUUCCUCCCGCCAACGGCGACGGCGACAGCAUCGUCGACCGCGACGUCUGGCUCGCCUGCGCUGUCCCGCUCUCCCGCCUCCCCACCGUCGGCGCCGAGGUCUACUACUUCCCGCACGGCCACGCCGAGCAGUGCCCCGCGCACCUCCCGGCGCCGCUCCCCGCGCCGCACCUCUUCCCAUGCACCGUCACCCACGUCACCCUAGGCGCGGACGACAAGACCAACGAGGUGUUCGCCAAAAUCUCCCUCAGCCCAGGCCCCCACCGCGGCGCUUCUCGUCCCGACCCCCCCACCAGCACCACCGCCAGCGACAACAGCCCGCCGCAGGAGAUCAUGCUCAGCUACUUCACCAAGGAGCUCACGCAGAGCGACGCCAACAACGGCGGCGGCUUCUCCGUCCCGCGCUACUGCGCCGACCACAUCUUCCCCGCGCUCGACUUCGACGCCGACCCGCCCGUGCAGAACCUCGUCAUGCGCGACACCAGGGGCAACCCCUGGCAGUUUCGCCACAUCUACCGCGGCACGCCGCGACGACACCUGCUCACCACCGGAUGGAGCAGGUUCGUCAACGCCAAGCUGCUCGUCGCGGGGGACAUCGUCGUCUUCAUGCGCCGCGCCAACGGCGACCUCAUCGUCGGCCUGCGCCGCACGCCAAGGUACGCGCUCGUCUUCCCAGGGGCCGCCGACCCGGACCAUCAGCCCCCGCCCCAGCCCCGCAACGCGCGCGCGCGGGUGCCGCCCCAGGACGUCAUGGAGGCCGCGCGCCUCGCCGCCGAAGGCAGGCCCUUCACCGUCACCUACUUCCCGAGACAGGCCGCCGGGGAGUUCGUCGUCCCGCGCACCGAGGUGGAGGGCGCGCUCGCCACCCGCUGGGAGCCAGGCACGCAGGUGCGCAUGCAGGUCAUGGAGGCCGAGGACACGCGCCGCACCGUGUGGGCCGACGGCCACGUCAAGGCGCUCCACCAAAACAUCUGGCGAGCGCUCGAGAUCGACUGGGAUGACUCCUCUCCAUUAUCAUUAAAAUUGAGCAGAUUUGUGAAUGCUUGGCAAGUCCAGCUUGUUGCAUACCCUCCUCUUCCAAACAGAGUGAGGAUUUGCGACCCAAUUGCGCCUCUUUGCCCUGGAGAUGCCUCUUAUCCACUGAUCGGAUCGGAAAGCCAGGCCAUGGCCAUGAUAUUGGGGCCACCAAUUCCUGCUGGCAUGCAGGGAGCCAGGCACACCGGCCCUUGUGCUGCACCCUCUGAAUCCUCUGCAAUGCUCACGACUCAGUUGCUAUUCCCCCUAACCAACAGGGACCUCCAGAUGCCACCGCGUACAAGCCCCAGUGCUUCCUCUGAGAUUGUGGAUCCUGAAGCUGCUUCUCCUCCCAACAACUCAGUAAGCAUGCGUCCAGCAGAGCUUCCAGUCCAAGUGAAGAGCAUACAGCUCUUUGGCGCCACAAUCACCCCCCAUGUUGUGCAGAGUGCUACUAAUGGUGAUGCUAUGGCUGAUGACAAUGUUGAAAAAGAUGUCUAA